Messenger RNA from Hypoxylon trugodes, 3273 nucleotides. RefSeq lists its product as uncharacterized. Gene Ontology annotation, cellular component: Rpd3L complex; nucleus; Rpd3L-Expanded complex. The transcript has 2 exons. Gene Ontology annotation, biological process: regulation of DNA-templated transcription. NCBI's taxonomy places the organism in Eukaryota, Fungi, Ascomycota, Sordariomycetes, Xylariales, Hypoxylaceae. The coding region runs from base 421 to 2529 and encodes 702 amino acids. The record is from RefSeq and is a predicted model, not a curated record.
GCCGAUAGAAGCCCGCGCGCAAAUGGGGGUCCUGGGCAACUGCAAGUGGCUCGCAAAAGUAAAGGCUGCUAACCUUAAUCCUUUAGAAUCUACUACCUACUACUGCUACCGCUGUUGUUACUGGUCGACUCAAUUAAUAAAUCUCAUCCAUCCCAGUUGUCCACCUGGUCUCCUACUACUUUUGCGCCGACACUUUACAUAGCUCUUUUCGCGUCAUUUUUCUUCUUUUUAUUAUUGGUAUUGUCUAUCUCAUUUCGCAAAAUGACAUGAUCUUCAUUAUCUGAAGCUUCUUGUCAACUUACUCGGUCCGCGAAGUCCUUUAGUCUUUCGAGCGAGAAACCUCCCAUUCUAUCCUCUCCCACAACUCUCCUUUCCCGACAAAAUCCACCAUUCAAUACCCAUUUCCUCGGAGGAAAAAAGAUGAAAACUGCAAAGCCGUCCCAAGCGGACGCUGGUCCUUCAAAUCGAAGAGCUCAACCUGUUCGACAAACCCGAGCUAAUCCCCCACGAACAACGUCUGGCUCAGCCCGCACUUUCGCAGCGAGAGACUCGCUAGGAGGCGGCCACAGCCAUGAUCAACCUAUCGACGUAUUUCCUGCAAUUACAUACUUUACCGACGCAAUAGCAUCCCUUCCUAAAGACCUUGUCCGACAUUUCACACUUUUAAAAGAGGUAGACGCCAAGAUCUUCGCUCCAGAAGAGACACUCUUCCAGCUCGUUGACGCCGUCCUCAAGUCGACUCCGCCCGAGCCCAAAAAUAGCAACGAUGCAGCCAGCAGUAUCGCCGCUGUUUCGACGCCAAUGAGCGCCCAGAACAGCUCUAGUAGUCUCCCUGCGAACGGCAAUGCUCCCGGAUCGACCGAUGACAACUACAAUUCCAACGUCUUUGAUCCGAGCAAUCUUCCGCGACGACAAUUAUUUCGUCAGACUGCUUUCAAAGUCCAAGAAAUGCUUGUGUCGCUAGAAGAGAAAAAUCAUGUUAUAUCAACAGCGAACGAAGCGCUUUCUAAAGAAUUAGCUCGGAUCAACGACGUAUGGCCACAUCUCGAAGCCGAAUACAGCGACGAGGCCAAAUGGGGCAGUACUACACACUGGGCUUAUCCAGAGAACAGAGUCAAUCGGGCGAACCAAGCCGAAAGGUCACGUCGGGAUGGUGCAGCUACUAUUACGGCGGCAGCGCAACAGCUUGCUGAGGAAGCUGCAGCACGAAGCGACGCGAGAAAGCAAGCACUCAUAGCUAAGAAGGGGCUCAAGAAUCAACAUCAAGACUCGGAUGUGGAUGAUCACGACAAUAAACACAAGGGCGAAUCGAAAAAAGCAUCUAACAAUAAUAGCAAGUCACGGAAGGCCGCCGAUACAAGCGCACCAGUCGGAUUGGGUAUUUCGUCGGGCGCUGCUACAAAUACCAACGGGAACCCUCCAUCGAAGAGAAGGAAAGUCGAGACCAAUAAGCCAGCCAACGGAGGACAGCCCAUGGAACGUGCUAUGAGCUCAGUCUUUGGUAACAAUUCGACAAAGACUAAGAACUCUAGUCCAAGGGCAACGCCCGCUCCCGAACAGCCCAAGAAACGAAAAGCUCUUCCUACUGUCAAUGGUGCCUCGAAGAAGAACAAAACCACUACCGCAACCGCCGCGCUUUCGCCCUCAAUCGCACCCUCCCCAAUCCAACCUAAUUUCGACCCUAAAGUCGCAGCUCGCGGUUCUCCCGCGCCCUCUACAACAUCUGCACGACCUGCAUCGUCCCGAGCGAGACAAAAUUCUAUACAGUCUAAUGUGGAGAAUGGUCGACAGCGACCGACAUCAUCCGCAUCAAACAGGCCGAAUGGUGCCACCGCCGCAACUCCAGAGUUGAUGACGGUACAGAACGGCACCCGCCCACCGGCCGAUAUCAAGACAAGCAAAGAAACAACAACGGCCGUCAAGGUUGAGGCUUCUAAAGAAGAAACGGUCCUUACUAUUGCAAGCGCCAGCAGUGCUAGUGCAAGUAGCAAAGCUAUGACGAAAGGAGACGAGUCGGAACCCAAGGGUGAACCAAUUCAGACGCCGUCGGCAACAUCUACAACCGUCGUCACCACCAAGAGUGGGCGAGCUAGUAAGCCUUCAACGCCAGCAUUGGGGUCAUUCCCAGAUCCGCCACCGCGAUCUCGAUCAGCACGAAAUGCGUCAACUUCAGGCGCAAAAAGGAGUCAUAAAAAGGGCGCCGCUCAACAGGUCGCAGCUCGAGUCGCAGACGAAGAUGCGAACAGUAGUGUACAAGGUGAUGAUGAAGGUGAUGUCGAUGCCGACGAGCCUUUAUACUGCUAUUGUAAUGGUGUCAGUUAUGGAGAGAUGGUUGCAUGCGACGCCGAUGACUGCGAGCGCGAAUGGUUUCAUCUCGAUUGUGUUGGUUUGAAGGCAGCGCCACCUUCUAAUAGUGAGUCCAAACACCCUUGUGUCAUGGUGUAUUAUCUAACCAAGUUGCUAGUGAAAUGGUAUUGCGACAACUGUAAGGAUCGUAUUAAAACCGGGAAGAAAGUAAAUGGGAGGUGACCUGUUCAUCAUCUACAUAUCUUAUUUGCCGGGGUAUAUCGAGCGCCUACUUAGAAUUUGGGGGGGUUCAUGGUGUUUUCAGUCUUUUUUACGAUAAGGCGGCAUCCGCGGCUGGAAAUCCCGGAAGCUUGAAGGAUGCAACAUGAUCAUACGUAUAUCGGCGUUUCGGGGUUUAGGGACUUUAGAUUAGUAUAGCUACCUAUUACAUUGUGGGUAGACUAUGUAAUCAUGGCUGUAUUCGGAAGGGCUACUUAUUUAUGGAUCAAUACGGUUUCAAUACAUCUUAUGUUUGUUACCAGCUCGGAGUAUAUUUAGGAACCAAGUUUUACGCGAAUGGGCACAUAGGUCAGAUAGGACGGUGUCUGGUAUUUCUGUACAUCGUUCGGGGUCUUCCAUAUUGUUAGAGGGCUACUUACUAAGCUUGGGGGCGGAUAUUCCUGUAGCACAUCGGUAGCAAAUCACCCAAACCCCUGAUGGCUAUAGGUCGGUCUUGAAAACAGUAUCAUCUCCGCAUGACACCUUGGGGAGAGUUGACAGUAUUCUUAGUCCCAGGUACAGUGGAAAGAAAUCACCGUACUUCCAUUCUAUAACUAAUAGUCUAAUGAUCGGCAAAUUAGGGGUGGAAUUUAUCGGAGAAAAUACCUAGGUUGAGGUAUUAUUAGUUACUAUAGUCUUUACUAUAGUCUAAAGUCCGUCCACCUGGAUGUACAUACCCCUUACGUACCUCUUCAACACUUCCAAGAU